AUGGACAAAAUUAAGGAGCUGAAAGAGCAGCUCAGUGAGUCCUUUGCCAUGAAAGAUAUGGGUCCAGCGAAACAGAUUCUUGGUAUGAGAAUUGUUCGAGAUAGAGGGACUUCUAAUUUGAAGAUUACAUUCGGAGGUAAGAAGCCUUUGCUGGUCAGUUUCACUGAUUCUGACAUGUCUGGAGAUGCUGAUUCUAGCAAGUCUACUUCGGGUUACUUGGUAACAUUUGCGGGUGGAGCUGUGGCAUGGCAGUCAAGGUUGCAAAAGUGUGUUGCAUUAUCUACCACUGAGGCAGAGUUCAUUGCUGCAGUUGAAGCUUGUAAAGAGCUGUUGUGGAUGAAAAACUUCUGUGAAGAGAUUGGUUUCAAGCAAGAAAAGUAUGUGUUGCUUUGUGAUAGUCAAAGCGCUAUAUGUCUCGGGAAGAAUUCUACAUUUCAUUCGAAGUCAAAACACAUUCAGAGGAGGUAUCAUUGGAUACGUGAUGUGGUUGCUUCUAAGGAAGUGGAACUUGAGAAAGUUCAUACGGAUGAUAAUGGAGCUGAUAUGAUGACGAAGUCAUUACCGAGGGGGAAGCUUGAGGAUUUGGGCAAUGUGUUCUCCUCUCCCGAGUCAGCUCGAAAGAUGGUGAAGCUUAAAGCUUUCGACAAGUUUGACAACACGUCCGAUGCUCUUGAAGCAGUAGCCAAACUAGUGGAAGGAACCCCCAGCAAGGGUCUCCGCAAGUUUCUAAAAGCUAACUGCAAAGGCGAAACCUUAGCCGUUGCUGAUUCGAAGCUCGGAAACAUCAUCAAGGAGAAACUGACAAUAGACUGUGUCCACAACAACGCUGUUAUGGAGCUCUUGCGAGGCGUGAGAAGCCAGCUCUCCGAACUUAUAUCCGGAUUGGGAGAGCAAGACUUGGCUCCGAUGAGCUUGGGGCUGUCUCACAGUCUUGCUAGAUAUAAACUAAAGUUCAGUUCCGACAAGGUUGAUACAAUGAUAAUCCAAGCGAUUGGUUUACUUGAUGAUCUUGACAAAGAGCUAAACACUUACGCUAUGAGGGUUCGUGAAUGGUACGGCUGGCACUUUCCCGAGCUCGCCAAGAUCAUAAGUGACAAUAUCUUGUACGCCAAGUCUGUGAAGCUAAUGGGGAACCGGAUCAAUGCAGCUAAGCUAGACUUCUCUGAGAUAUUGGCUGAUGAAGUUGAAGCUGAGCUUAAAGAAGCUUCUGUGAUCUCCAUGGGAACUGAAGUCAGCGACCUUGAUUUGAUUCAUAUUCGUGAACUCUGCGACCAGGUUCUGUCUCUUGCUGAGUAUAGAGCUCAGCUUUACGACUACUUGAAGAGCAGGAUGAACACAAUCGCGCCGAAUCUGACGGCCCUCGUUGGUGAGCUCGUCGGUGCUCGUCUUAUCUCUCACGGUGGGAGUUUGUUGAACCUUGCGAAGCAGCCUGGGAGCACUGUUCAGAUUCUUGGAGCUGAGAAGGCUUUGUUUAGAGCGCUUAAGACCAAGCACAAUACUCCAAAGUACGGUUUGAUUUUCCACGCGUCUGUGGUCGGACAAGCUGGGGGGAAGAACAAGCCUAGGAUCGCGCGGUCGCUGGCUGCGAAAGCUGCUCUCUCUAUCCGUUGCGAUGCUCUUGGAGAUGCGGGAGAUAACUCUAUGGGAGUGGAGAACCGUUUGAAGCUUGAGGCAAGGUUGAGGAGUUUAGAAGGGAAAGAUCUUGGACGUCUUGCUGGAUCGGCUAAAGGCAAACCGAAGAUUGAAGUUUAUAAUAAGGAUAAGAAGAUGGGGUCUGGAGGUUUGAUUGCUCCUGCUGAGACAUACAACACUGCUGCAGACUCUCUUCUUGUGCAAACUACCGUAUCAGCUGAGAAUGGUGUCAAAGAGAAGAAAGAUAAAAAGAAGAAGAAGAAGGCUGAAGCAGAGGAGGAAGAAGAAGCCAAAGCUGAGGAAUCUUCAAAGAAGAAGAAGAAGAAGAAGAAGGCUAAGACAGAAGUAGAACCUGAAGUUGUAGAACCUGCAAAGAAGGAGAAAAAGAAGAAGAAGAGAAAGCACGAGGAAGAAGAAACCGAAGAGCCUGCCAAGAAGAAAGAAAAGAAGGAGAAGAAGAAGAAGAAGAGUGAAGCCUGAAGAUAGGUUUAAAGUUUUUGAAUUGCUUAACUUUUAUUAACGGUUUAAUGUUUUGUUAUGAUUUUGAUUUAGUUGGUACACACUUAGUGAUCUAAAACUUUAUGAACUCUGUUCAUCGUUUUGUAAGAUAGUGUGUGGGGUCUUGGUCAUUUU
This is a messenger RNA of Brassica napus (rape), 2265 nucleotides long. RefSeq names its product probable nucleolar protein 5-1. The transcript is spliced from 8 exons. Gene Ontology annotation, molecular function: snoRNA binding. Bases 1 to 2112 code for a protein of 703 amino acids. Gene Ontology annotation, cellular component: small-subunit processome; box C/D methylation guide snoRNP complex. NCBI's taxonomy places the organism in Eukaryota, Viridiplantae, Streptophyta, Magnoliopsida, Brassicales, Brassicaceae. The record is from RefSeq and is a predicted model, not a curated record.